Molecule: messenger RNA, 2079 nt
Organism: Protomyces lactucae-debilis
Lineage: Eukaryota; Fungi; Ascomycota; Taphrinomycetes; Taphrinales; Protomycetaceae
Product: P-loop containing nucleoside triphosphate hydrolase protein
Exons: 1
Coding region: 12-1994 (660 amino acids)
Cellular component (GO): mitochondrion
Molecular function (GO): nucleic acid binding; ATP binding
Source: RefSeq, a predicted model, not a curated record
GACACCAUUGCAUGUUCUUCUCUCGGUCGGCCGCAGUCAGGGCCAUCCCUUGGCAGUUUGCGCAGUCGAACAGGGGUAUAUGUUGCUUUCGAGCAGCCCGGAAUGCCCGUCUGAAUCCAUUUGACCGUGGCUUCUCAACCACGACACGCUGGCUGGACGAGCCCACAGAGGCCAUCAAGGCGGCACCUACAGAGUCUUCAGCCAGAUCAGAGAAUCCCGCAGGUCAGGUCGUCGAUAAGCCGCAUGCUUGGGAGAAGUAUGCCGACAGGGUACAUCCAAAACUGAGAGAGACCCUCAGAAGUGUCUUCAGAUACACACACAUGUCCCCUGUGCAGCAGAUCAUUGUCGGCAAGAUGCCGUUUACUCAGGAUCUUCUGGUAAGAUCGCAAACAGGAACAGGCAAGACUCUCGGGUUUCUCAUUCCCGCAGGGCAAAAACUCUUAGAGCGUGAUGAUGAGCUGGCCAAGACUCUUUCAAAGAGGGCACUCAAGGAAUACGGCAACAAGAAUGCAUCGUGCUUGAUCAUUUCCCCUACCAGAGAACUGGCUUCUCAGCUUGCAACGGAGGCCCGCAGAUUAUUUGCGCAUCAGGACAGCAACUACAAGGCACUUUUGCUCAUUGGUGGCGACAAGCUCAAGGACACGCUCAAACUCAUGCUGCGCGAACGCAAUGAUUUCAUCGUUGCUACACCAGGAAGGCUGAUGCAGUUGCUCAGGGAGGAGCCCGACUUCCGAGAUCGGAUUGCGAGUAUCAAGACUGUCAUCUUCGAUGAAGCCGAUACUUUGCUUGACUUUGGAUUUCGUCGAGACUUGGAGGACAUUGUUACCUACUUACCAAAGGAACGACAGACAUUCUUGUUCUCUGCAACCCUGUCCCCAGAGGUCAAGAGCAUCGCCAGGUCUUUCAUGAAGAAUUACGAAUACAUCGACACGACACCCAAGGAUGGCGCCGGCGCACUCACGCAAAUCAAGCAGCAGUAUAUGAUCGUUCCUCUCGCAGAGCAGCUUCAUGUCACCCUGGAUCUCAUCAAUGAAACUCUCGCCAACAAGGCCUCUGCCAAAGUCAUCGUCUUCCUGCCGACAACCACGCUCACUGUGCUUUAUCGACAAGCAUUCUCAGUUCUCCGGCAACUGUACAAGGCAGAGCAUGUGCAGAACUUUGCUAUCCACUCGCUACUGCAGCAGGAAAAACGAAGUAAAGUGUCAAAGGCAUUUCGAGAAUCUGCCUCUGGCACUGUCCUCUUCUCGACGGAUGUAUCAGCUCGUGGCGUCGACUAUCCCGGCGUCGAUUUGGUCAUUCAAUUGGGUGCUCCUCGCGAUACAGACAUCUACACUCACAAGGUUGGACGAACAGGCCGAGCCGGCAAAUCGGGUCGCUCGGUUUUAAUGCUGGAUCCAAUUGAGCAGAGAUUCCUUAAAACGCUGCCGUCUGGUCUAACCAUCACUGAGCUUUCAAAGGACGAAAUCACCCACGCGAAAGACAGAGAGUCGUCGACAACGCAAGCAGUCUACGCAGAAGCCGCAAGAUUCGUCUCCUACGGGUCAGUGCUGAGCUCUGCCUUCGGGCCUUACCACAAUGCACUCUCCGCCAGGAGACGGGACUUUGGAUACAAUACAUCUCAGGUUGAAGCCGCAUUGGAAGCAUGGUGGUACUCUUUGUCGGUCUUGCCUGUACCGACAGUGCGAGCUGCACCAGGAAGAGGUCAACGCGGCGCUUCAGGCAAUGGUUCAGCAGAAAGAAGAAGUGAGUCCUCAUCUAUGUCUCGAGACGCCUCAGGCUAUUCGACAGGCCCUAGGUCCAGAGGCCCGCCUACUUAUUCUAGGGGCAAUUUCGCUUAUUUCCGACAUGAAACUUUCGGCACGCCUCGCCCCAAACAGUAUGGUCGGAAAGCCAUGCUGAAUGGUUCCUACGCACCAAAAUAUCCAUCAGGGAUUAGGGAGGAAGUAGCGACCGGUGGCAUUAGAGGCCGAAGAACCACCAACCGAUGGACUUGAGACGGCUGGUUUCAUUGCAUAGCAUAGUAUUGAAAAUGUAAUGAAUUUCAUUCCUGUACUGUUGAAGCUAUAUCCCAUCUCCCAG